Messenger RNA from Carassius gibelio (silver crucian carp), 1117 nucleotides. RefSeq names its product ribosome biogenesis protein NSA2 homolog. Gene Ontology annotation, biological process: maturation of LSU-rRNA; maturation of 5.8S rRNA. NCBI's taxonomy places the organism in Eukaryota, Metazoa, Chordata, Actinopteri, Cypriniformes, Cyprinidae. Bases 166 to 948 code for a protein of 260 amino acids. The record is from RefSeq and is a predicted model, not a curated record. The transcript is spliced from 6 exons. Gene Ontology annotation, cellular component: preribosome, large subunit precursor; nucleolus.
GACGCAUUUGACAGACGCGCUUCCUCUACAGAACAGGCUCCGAGUGAAGAACAUCACGAGCUCGAGCCUCAAAUAAAAGCAUCAAAAUAUCAGAUCUGAAGAACCAACAGCGGAUUAAACGACGCGUGACAGCUCUAUAAACGGCUCAACACCACAGAAUACAGCAUGCCGCAGAACGAGCACAUUGAGUUACACCGCAAGCGGCAUGGCUACCGUCUGGACCACCACGAGAGGAAGAGGAAGAAGGAGAGCCGAGAAGUGCACGAAAGAUCACACAAAGCCAAAAAGAUGAUCGGCCUCAAAGCCAAACUCUACCACAAACAGAGACACGCCGAGAAGAUCCAGAUGAAGAAGACCAUUAAGAUGCACGAGCAGAGGAAGAGCAAACAGAAGGACGAUGACAAGACCCCAGAAGGGGCGGUGCCAGCUUACCUGCUGGACAGAGAGGGCCAAUCACGCGCCAAGGUUCUCUCCAACAUGAUCAAACAGAAGAGGAAAGAGAAAGCUGGAAAGUGGGAGGUUCCUCUCCCGAAGGUUCGAGCCCAGGGCGAAACCGAGGUUCUGAAGGUCAUCCGCACAGGAAAGAGACAGAAAAAGGCCUGGAAGAGGAUGGUGACCAAAGUCUGUUUCGUAGGAGACGGAUUCACACGCAAACCGCCCAAAUAUGAGCGCUUCAUCAGACCUAUGGGUCUGAGGUUUAAGAAGGCACACGUCACUCAUCCUGAGCUGAAGGCCACCUUCUGUUUGCCCAUCCUGGGUGUGAAGAAGAACCCGUCCUCCUCCCUCUACACCACUCUAGGGGUCAUCACCAAGGGAACGGUCAUCGAGGUCAACGUCAGUGAGCUUGGAUUGGUCACGCAGGGCGGGAAGGUCAUCUGGGGUAAAUACGCCCAGGUGACGAAUAACCCCGAAAACGAUGGUUGCAUUAACGCCGUUUUGCUCGUAUAAUGGAAACCUGAAACGUUGGAUAUGGAACUGUGCCUCCGAGUGCAAUACUGUUAAUCACAUCAGAAAUCAUCUGGGAACUCAUUAGAAAAGAUGAUUUGAAGACAGUUGAUGGAGUUGCGUCAUCACUUCUGGAUCAGAAAUAAAGUGCUGUUUUUUUCUUCUUCUAAAA